This is a messenger RNA of Lodderomyces oxycetoniae, 576 nucleotides long. It is a transcript of the gene RPS9B, whose product is annotated as 40S ribosomal protein uS4. The record is from RefSeq and is a predicted model, not a curated record. Gene Ontology annotation, cellular component: cytosolic small ribosomal subunit. Gene Ontology annotation, molecular function: rRNA binding; structural constituent of ribosome. Gene Ontology annotation, biological process: ribosomal small subunit biogenesis; translation. Lineage: Eukaryota; Fungi; Ascomycota; Pichiomycetes; Serinales; Debaryomycetaceae. The transcript is spliced from 2 exons. Bases 1 to 576 code for a protein of 191 amino acids.
AUGCCACGUGCUCCAAGAACAUACUCAAAGACAUACUCUACCCCAGCUAGACCAUACGAAUCAGCUCGUUUGGACGCUGAAUUGAAAUUGGCUGGUGAAUACGGUUUAAAAAACAAGAGGGAAAUUUACAGAAUUGGUUUCCAAUUAUCUAAAAUCAGAAGAGCUGCUCGUGAUUUGUUGACCAGAGAUGAAAAAGAUCCUAAGAGAUUGUUUGAAGGUAAUGCUUUGAUUAGAAGAUUAGUUAGAGUCGGUGUUUUAUCUGAAGACAAGAUGAAGUUGGAUUAUGUUUUGGCUUUAAGAAUCGAAGAUUUCUUGGAAAGAAGAUUACAAACUCAAGUUUUCAAGUUGGGUUUAGCAAGAUCAAUCCACCAUGCUAGAGUUUUGAUUUCUCAAAGACACAUUGCCGUUGGUAGACAAAUUGUGAAUGUUCCAUCUUUCACAGUGAGAUUGGAUUCCCAAAAACACAUUGACUUUGCUCCAACUUCUCCAUACGGUGGUGGUAGAGCUGGUAGAGUUAAGAGAAGAUCUCAAAACAAGAAAUCCGAUGAUGCAGCCGGUGAUGAAGAAGAAGAGUAA